Egretta garzetta (little egret) is the source of this 3576-nucleotide messenger RNA. It is a transcript of the gene BCL6, whose product is annotated as BCL6 transcription repressor. The transcript has 10 exons. The coding region runs from base 1197 to 3326 and encodes 709 amino acids. NCBI's taxonomy places the organism in Eukaryota, Metazoa, Chordata, Aves, Pelecaniformes, Ardeidae. Gene Ontology annotation, molecular function: protein binding; RNA polymerase II cis-regulatory region sequence-specific DNA binding; DNA-binding transcription factor activity, RNA polymerase II-specific. The record is from RefSeq and is a predicted model, not a curated record. Gene Ontology annotation, cellular component: nucleus. Gene Ontology annotation, biological process: regulation of transcription by RNA polymerase II.
GUCUGCAGUAUUUGGGAAAUGAGUCACUUUUUGUGUGUGCAUGAAGUUUUAAGCUAGCCAGGCUUUGAGCAGCUCUGAAGAUCUGCAUUUGAUGGCUGGAACGGGGCUGUAAGACAGCCCUCUGGGUUUUGCGUGUGAUACCUUGCCUUAAAUCUCACCUUUUCAUCCCACCCCAGUGUCUCCAGGGUUGUGAGGGGAGCUUGAGCUCCAGAUCUGCACAUCUCCCACAAGGGAGAGGGAAGGGGACGCUUGUCCUCACAGGGCUGGAUGGGCUCUGCACAUUCUGGCAGUCUUACUGUCUCCGUCAGGUUUUUGGGGGUCAAUCCUCAGAAUAGUGUCAUGUAGGUCUUGAGGUUUAUUAGUUCGCUUAUUUGUUGUGCUUCUCUGUGCCGGGGCAGCUGCCUGAGGACCUUCUUUCUGCAUUAGUGCCAGGUCAACUGUCUUUGCUGGUUUUAAGUAAACUUGGGAGUAAUAACGUGAGUUCUGGAAGGCAGUUAACCCCCGGCUUUCCUUGCCGUGCUGCCCCAGCCGUGUUGCCUGUGAAGCCAGCAGCUGGAGACAAAGCUUGUGGUUUAGGGGGAGGCUUUUGCAGCAGCCAGAGGAAGGCAUUUGUUCUGGGUCCUCAUCCGUCUCCGCCAGUGGCUUCCUCUGUGAUCCUGGCCAAGUCACUUCAGUGCAUGACGCCCAUAUCCUCCCAAGUCUGUUAGGCAGUCCUGGCCCAGGGCGUUUUCGCCGGUGGCUGAAGUGCGUGGGUAGUCUGAGAAGGGCAGGAGCUGCUUUGGAGGACUGGAUUCAGGCUCUUUCCAGGUUCCUGAGCAGAGUGGCAGCAGAUGUUUGCGUGUAAGUCAUACCUGUUAACAAGGUUCUGGAAAUAUGGCAUUGGUCUUGGAUGCUGCACUGUCCGGGAAUUCGAUCUUGGCAGGGGAAGAGUUAUCUCUGAAAGAAGUGGUGAGAAAAUUUUCGCUUGACAUCCCUUCCCCACCUGCCUUUAAGUUCCUGAGUCAUGGAAAUGAAAAUCUCCUUGGCAUACGCCCAUGGUUUGGGCUAGAGGGUGUGGAAGAAGCUAUGAUUGGAUUUUCAAAGCCUGUGGUUGUGAUAAGAACGUACUGUACCGGAAGAAACAAAUGUUAACCUUACUGGAGAGUAGAAGGUUUGAAAGAAACUUGUGGACUGUGAAUUGAGGCAUUGGACUCAAGAUGGCCUCGCCAGCAGACAGCUGCAUCCAGUUCACCCGCCAUGCGAGCGAUGUUCUCCUCAAUCUCAACCGCCUUAGAAGCCGGGAUAUCCUAACCGAUGUCGUCAUCAUCGUGAACCGGGAGCAGUUCAGAGCCCACAAAACAGUCCUGAUGGCCUGCAGUGGCCUCUUCUACAGCAUCUUCACUGACCAGCUCAAGUGCAACUUGAAUGUCAUCAACCUGGACCCUGAAAUUAACCCUGAGGGGUUUUGCAUUCUCUUGGACUUCAUGUAUACAUCCCGCCUGAACUUGAGGGAGAACAAUAUCAUGGCUGUGAUGGCCACAGCACUGUACCUGCAGAUGGAGCAUGUGGUUGAUACCUGCCGAAGGUUUGUCAAGUCUAGUGAAGCGGAGAUGGUGUCUGCUGUGAAGACCCCAAGGGAAGAGUUUUUGGCUGGACGGAUACUGAGCCACCCAGAGGUGAUGGCUUAUCGGAGCAGAGAUGUCUCGGAGAACGGCAUGCCUCUCCAAAAUGGGUCCCUCUGCAAUGGGAGGGCCUUUGCACCUGGCUUGAUCAAUAGUUUGUCUGGAUCCCCCAUUUCCUACCAUGGAUACAGCCCUCUCCCUCUAAAUAGCUUCAUUGUGGAUGAUGAGUUGCGGGAGAUGAGGAUGCCUCUCUCCGAACUCUCAAGGGCGGGUGCCUUCCCCAAGGAGAGGAUCCUGCCAUGUGACAGCUCCAGGACAAUCCCCACUGAGUACAUGAGAACCAUUACCGACAUCUCGGCCAACAUGUGCCACGCUACCAUCUAUGCUCCGAAAGAAGGUGCUGCUGAAGAAGCCAGGAGCGACAUGCACUACAGCGUAGCCUCUGGCCCCAAACCUGUCAUCCCUUCAAUCCGGAACAAUCCCUAUUUCUCUUGUGACAAAGUGGCCAAAGAGGAGGAGCGGACCUCUUCAGAGGAUGAGAUCAGCCAGCACUUUGAGCCCACCAACACCCCCCUGGACCGCAAGGGACUCAUCAGCCCUCAGAGCCCCCAGAAGUCAGACUGUCAGCCCAACUCGCCAACCGAGUCCAGCAGCAGCAAGAAUGCCCGUAUCAGUCAGAGCUCCAGCUCCCUCUUCACUAAGAGCCCCACAGACCCCAAAGCCUGCAACUGGAAGAAGUACAAGUUCAUUGUCCUCAACUCUCUCAAUCAGAGCACCAAGCAAGAUAGUGCUGACCAGAACGAGAUGGGAACCCUCUCUCCUCGCACCUACAUGCCCAUGUCCACUUGCCAGCAGUCCAUGGAGCCAGAGCAUCUCAAUGUGCAGUCCCCCACCAAGAUGAGCGUGAAUGGAGAAGACUCUACUAUCCCACAAGCGAGCAGACUCAACAAUAUUGUUAACAGGUCCCGGGAUGGGUCCCCUCGGAGCAGCGAAGGGCAGUCUCCACUGUACAUGCAUUCGUCGAAGUGCAGCUCCUGUGGCUGCCAGUCCCCGCAACAUGCUGAGAUGUGCCUUCAUACCCCUGGCUCAAACUUUGGAGAGGAGAUGGGGGAAACCCAGUCUGAAUACUCUGACUCCAGCUGCGAGAACGGAGCCUUCUUCUGCAACGAGUGCGACUGCCGAUUCUCCGAGGAGGCCUCUCUCAAGAGACACUCUCUGCAAGUCCACAGUGACAAGCCCUACAAGUGUGACCGCUGCCAGGCCUCCUUCCGCUACAAGGGGAACCUUGCCAGCCACAAAACCGUCCACACAGGAGAAAAGCCGUACCGCUGCAACAUCUGCGGAGCACAGUUCAACCGGCCGGCCAACCUGAAAACCCACACGCGCAUCCACUCCGGAGAGAAACCCUACAAGUGCGAGACCUGUGGGGCCAGAUUUGUCCAGGUGGCCCACCUCCGUGCUCACGUGCUCAUUCACACUGGUGAGAAGCCGUACCCCUGUGAGAUCUGCGGCACACGCUUCCGGCACCUGCAGACCCUCAAAAGUCACCUUCGAAUCCACACGGGAGAGAAACCGUAUCAUUGUGAGAAGUGCAACCUGCAUUUCCGCCACAAAAGCCAGCUGCGGCUUCACCUCCGGCAGAAGCACGGGGCCAUCACCAACACCAAGGUGCAGUACCGCAUCUCGGCGAGCGAGGUGCCUCCGGAGCUCCCCAAGGCCUGCUGAAGGCAGAGGAUUUCCCAGGAGGAGGUCAUCUUGGCAGGGGGGGAGAAGCUGUCCAAAGGAUACUUGUAACACUUUAACAGAAAAAGGAAAAACAAACAAAAAAAAAAAAACCAACCAAACAAAAAAGAACUCAUCAUAUGAUGGAGUGCCUCUAAACCCAUAGUGCAGAUAGGUGGAAAAACAUUAGAAAUUAAAAAAAAAAAAAAAAAAUUACAAAUACACGGGUUUUAUUUUUCCCAGUUAUGUGAAA